Elaeis guineensis (African oil palm) is the source of this 984-nucleotide messenger RNA. RefSeq lists its product as uncharacterized. NCBI's taxonomy places the organism in Eukaryota, Viridiplantae, Streptophyta, Magnoliopsida, Arecales, Arecaceae. The record is from RefSeq and is a predicted model, not a curated record.
CAUUAUACAGUAGUUCAGAAUUCGGUCCACUGACGCGAGUUACGCGAGGCGAUUCUCGAUCGGGGAGCGAGGGUUUGAAGAAGACCGGAGAGAAGCACGCCUACUCGACCCGUCCGCUAUGGUCGCUUCCUCGUCUUCCUUGUCUUCCGAUUCUUCGUAUUCAUCCUCCUCCUCCUCUUCUCGCCGGGAUCGACGCCGACGCCACCGCCGCCGUGUGGGCAGAGACGCCCUCAGGGUUCGCAAGGAUCACCGGUCUCGGGGGAAGAGGAGGAGGAGACACCGAUCUCCCAGCGAUUCCCCUUCUUCAUACAGUGAUAGUUACAGCAGCAGUGAGAGCUCUUCUGAUAGUGAAUAUGAGGCAUCAAAUUAUCCAAGGAAGCACAAACAUGAUGAAAGAUCAAAGAAGACCAAGGAUAAAGACCGAAGCAAGAGGCACAAGCGGCACAAACAGAGGCAUAAAGAGAAGCUGCAGCCUGAGCGGUGCAGCAGUCCUAUCCAGCUUUCAAAGUUUCUUGGCCGUGACAAAGAUGAUGGCAUUCGGCGCAGUGCUGUGUCUGGCAAAAAGAUUAUGCUGAAGGUUGAGAAAACAAAGGAAGACAAGCUGGCAGAAAACAACCGUAAUGAGUUGCUCAAGUUUCUGAAUGCUAGUUAUGAUUGAUAAGUGGGGAUGGUGGCAUCAUAAUUAUGCAAUAUUGAGUGUUGUGUUGGAAAAUGCUGUUAUGAAACUUAAUUGCUGCAUAUGAUUCAUUACAAUCUACAAACUUCUUCAGAAACUGUAUGCAUGUUCUGUUUGCUUUCUUAUUUCUUGAAUGUUAAAUGUUAUUUUAUCUUGCAGCUGCCUUUUAUGAAUUUUUUUUUUCAUGUGUUGUAUAACCAAUUUCUUGUUGUUCACAAUCCCUUACAUGGUAUUGCCUUUUGUGUUUCUCAGUCCUAUUUUGUCACUUUGCAUUUAUUGAAAACGAUUUACAGCUUCGCUGUCUUGUG